Molecule: messenger RNA, 690 nt
Organism: Striga hermonthica
Lineage: Eukaryota; Viridiplantae; Streptophyta; Magnoliopsida; Lamiales; Orobanchaceae
Source: the annotation of a GenBank genome assembly
AUGGCUCUUCAAUUCCAGCCCAAAGCUUACAGUUCACGCUCGCCGACCCGUGUUUCUCUUCCUCAAUUCACCGCCACCACCACCACCACCGCCACUCAUUCACCGCCGCCGCCGCCGCCGCCGACUAGAAGAGCAGCUCUUUCGCUCUUCACAAUCUCCACUUUUUUGUCCGGGGUUGCAGCGUUCUCCGACGGCCGCAGCUCAAGGUUUGCAGCUCUGUCCGAACCCAGAACUUCUAAUUUCACGGAGCUCCCAAAUUCCGGCGGUGUCAAAGCCUUGGACCUUCGGAUUGGUGACGGUGGACAAAUGCCCUCCGAUGGGGACAAGGUUGUGAUCCAUUACUAUGGAAGGCUGGCGGCAAAGCAAGGAUGGCGUUUCGAUUCGACUUACGACCAUAGAGAUGCGAACGGUGAACCGAUUCCUUUCGAGUUUGUUCUUGGCUCUGGAAAAGUAAUAUCUGGAAUUGAAUCGGCCGUGAGCUCGAUGAAAGUAGGUGGCAUACGCCGAGCCAUCAUUCCCCCAUCUCAAGGAUAUCAAAAUACGAAUCAAGAACCGAUCCCGCCCAAUUUUUUUGACAGACAGAGGCUCUUCACGACGAUCUUCAAUCCUACCCGUCUGGCAAAUGGAGAAGGUUCGACUUUAGGGACACUCAUAUUUGAUAUCGAGCUUGUCAGCUUGAGACGGCCAUGA